Messenger RNA from Clarias gariepinus (North African catfish), 1062 nucleotides. It is a transcript of the gene phox2ba, whose product is annotated as paired like homeobox 2Ba. Gene Ontology annotation, molecular function: DNA-binding transcription factor activity, RNA polymerase II-specific; RNA polymerase II transcription regulatory region sequence-specific DNA binding. The coding region runs from base 7 to 603 and encodes 198 amino acids. The transcript is spliced from 3 exons. Gene Ontology annotation, biological process: regulation of transcription by RNA polymerase II. The record is from RefSeq and is a predicted model, not a curated record. NCBI's taxonomy places the organism in Eukaryota, Metazoa, Chordata, Actinopteri, Siluriformes, Clariidae.
GCUCCAAUGAGCAGAAAGCGUGUGAGUUUCUUUAAGAUGGAUUUCUCCUGCUCGGACCCUGCAGCCUGUGAGCCGCAGUACCUGACGGGGAUGGCCAGCCUCACUUCGGACUUCGCUUCAUCCAGUCACCCCUUUGGAGUCAAUUUUAUCCAGAGCAGAACUUUUCCCGUUCUUCCAAGAACUUGCAUCCUGGACAGUCUAAGAGAUCAAGCAAACUCCCUGUGCAUUAUAGGUGCCAGCAGGAGGCCUAGGUGCAGGCGCAUGCGCACAACCUUCACGCACAUACAGCUUCUGGAACUGGAGCGCGUGUUUGCAGAGACCCAGUACCCUGACAUUUGCACCCGCGAGGAGCUCGCGCACAGGAUCGACCUGACCGAGGCUCGCGUCCAGGUUUGGUUUCAGAACAGACGCGCUAAACUGCGCAGGCAAGACCGCGCAGCCAGUGUGGCUCGAGCGCUAAGUAAAGAGGAGAACAAUCUGGAAAGGUCCGGUUCACGCGCUUCAUCAACUGUGAAGUUUGAAAAGAUUUGUUCAACCAGUGAAGCCACAUGUGGCCCUCUACCAAAAAGUGAAGGGUGGUGUGUGGACAAGCUUCCAUUCUAACAUUGAUUAAAAUUGUAUAUUUUAUAUUGUCACAGUUAAUAUUUUGUUUUAAGGUUUAUUUUUAAAAUAAUUUUAUGUGUAAAUUUUAAUUAUACAUUUUAAAAGGUGGCACGUUGGCAUAGUGUUUAGUACACCUCCAAGGUGGAGGGUUGGGUUCGAUUCCCGCUUCAGGUUUCCUCCGGGUACUCUGGUUUCCUCCCACAGUCCAAAGAAAUGCAGAUUAGAUUAAAUGGUGUUCCCCAAUGGAUUAGCAUCCUGUAAGGGUGUACCUUACAUCGUGUCCAAAGUCUCCCUGGAUGGGGCCCCACAUGACCCUAUAUACGGGAUAAGCGGUACAGAAGAUGAAGAUUUUAGAACAUUAUUUAAGACAGCUAUUUUCAAUUAAUUUAACAUCAGUUCAUGAUGAUGUAUGUAUUUAUAUGACUGUCGUUAAUCCUAUUCAUUAUUUUGUUAUGGUAU